This is a messenger RNA of Amborella trichopoda, 681 nucleotides long. RefSeq names its product putative glutathione S-transferase. Lineage: Eukaryota; Viridiplantae; Streptophyta; Magnoliopsida; Amborellales; Amborellaceae. Gene Ontology annotation, biological process: glutathione metabolic process. The record is from RefSeq and is a predicted model, not a curated record. Gene Ontology annotation, cellular component: cytoplasm. Gene Ontology annotation, molecular function: glutathione transferase activity.
AUGGCGUCCAAAGAGCAAAGAGUGAGGUUGUUGGGAACUCUUGGUAGCACAUUUGCUUACAGGGUACAACUCGCCCUCACCCUAAAGGGAAUUGAGUAUGAAUAUGUAAAAGAAGACCUCAAAAACAAGAGUCCUCUUCUCUUGGAAGCCAACCCUGUGAAAAAGAAGGUCCCCGUGCUCAUUCAUGGUGAAAAACCCAUUUGUGAAUCGGUGGUGAUAUUAGAAUAUAUAGAGGAAAUCUGGCCGGAAAACCCCAUUUUGCCCAAAGAUCCCUAUGAGAGGGCUCGAGCUCGAUUCUGGGCAAAAUUCAUCGAUGAGAAGAUUGUGUCUGCUUGUUGGACUGCCUACAGCACGCAAGGGGUACAACAGGCGAAGGCCCUUGAAGAAGCUCAAGUUGCCCUGAAAGCCCUAGAAGGAGGGAUCGAGGGGAAGUUUUUCAGUGGAGAAAAUAUUGGAUUUUUAGAUAUAGUUGCAAAUUUUAUAGGCUGGUGGAUGGGAGCUCUAGGGGAAGCUGCAAAUAUAAAGUAUUAUGAUGCUGAGAAGACCCCACUUAUUCAUUCUUGGAUUCAAGAGUUCAGAAACGUUGAGGUUGUGAAAGAGAGCCUUCCUUCUCGUGAUUGGCUUGUUGCCUUCUUCAAAGGUCACCGUGAGGCCUUACUUGCCACCGCAAUUUCCUCCUAA